AUGUUGCAGCCGACGGGCUGCCAGUGUGACAUCGGAGGUGCAGCAGGUCAGCUGUGUGGAGAGAGGAACGGCCGCUGUCGCUGCAGACCAACAUCGAGGGACCAAAGUUUUGAGAUCGAGGAGGGGACCACUCUGGACGGACGAGCGGUUCGAUUCGGAUACAACCCUCUGGAGUUCCCGGGAUUCAGCUGGAGAGGUUACGCUCAGAUGUCCCCCAUCCAGUCCAAAGUCUUGGUGUCGGUGUCGGUCAGCUCUCCAGACCUCUUCCAUGUGGUGCUCCGAUACUCCAACUGGGGGGGUUCUGAUGUCCGGGGCAGGGUGUCGGUGAUGGAGGACGGCUGGAACUACUACUGUGGUAACUGCUCGGAGCAGACCAAACAGAUCGUCUUCUCUCCCAGCGCCGAGCCCACGUUUGUCAACGUUCCCCAGAACAACUUUGUGGAGCCGUUUGUCCUGAACCCGGGGACCUGGACCGUCGUGAUCGAGGCCGAGGGAAUCCUGCUGGAUUACCUGGUUCUUCUUCCCAGUGCGUACUAUGAAGCUCCCAUCCUGCAGAUCAAAGUGACGGAGCCGUGCACCUACAGCGCUCUGCAAGACAUCACCCAGAACUGUUUGCUGUACAGGUAUCUCUCUCUGGACGCCUUCCCCUCCAUCGCCGGUAACGACGCCAGCUGCGUCCAUGACAACCAUCUGCCCCGCCCCUGCCCAUCUGAGAAGAUCACCCCUCGCCACCCUGACAUGGCCGUGUGCAGCGGACACGAUAUGAGCGUGGAGCUGCGAGGUCGUCUCUCCUCCCCGGGCGAAUACGUUCUGGUCGUAGAGUAUUCGAGCGAGGAGGAAUUGCCGCAGACCCUGACAGUGGCUGUGAACACGCCUGGAUCCAGAACACAUCAGCAGCGCGUCACCCUGCUGCACUGCAAAUACAGCUUCCUGUGUCGAGCGAUGGCCAUCGAUGAGCAGAGCAGAGUGGCCGUCUUCUCACUCUCCGCUGACCCCGAGAUCCAGCUCAUCUCCGACCGCGCCAGCUUCUUCCUGCACAAAGUUUACCUGGUGCCUAAAGAUCAGUUCAGCAUGGAGUAUGUGGACCCUAAAGUCCACUGCAUCAGCACUCAAGGACAGUUUGCCCCUGACAGUUCGUCCUGCGUCCCCUCACGCUUCCAGACCCCGUCAGACUCUCUGGUCCUGAAGGAGGGUCAGAGCUCCUCCAUGCAGGAGCCCGUCCUGGCCUCGCCCGCCGCGGCUCCUCCUCUGCCACUCUCUCAGAGCGACCAGCCGGAGUGGACGGGCGGAGACAGACCUCCACACGGGGCGGAUAACAGCGACCACGUCAGGCUGGACUCGGUACAGAAUGCAGCAGUGUACUCGACCCGUGUCCACACUCUGGGGCGUUACGUCUUCAUCCUCCACUACCAUCAGCCCCACCACCCCAGCUACCCGGUACAGGUCUACAUCAACGGGGGACGGAUCUGGCAGGGUCAAGCCAACGCCUCCUUCUGCCCCCACGCUUACGGCUGCCGUAACGUCCUGGUCUCCGAGAAUCAGAUCAUCCUGGACGUGACGGACCACGAGGUCUUCCUCACGGUGCAGAUUCCUGCUGGAAAGACUCUGUGGCUGGAUUAUGUGCUGGUCGUGCCCGAGGCGAGCUACAGCUCCAGCUACAUGAGCGAGGAACCUCUGGACAAAUCCUACGACUUCAUCAGCAGCUGCGGCCAAAAAAGCUUCUACAUCAGCCCGUCCACCGCCUCUCCGUUCUGCCUCGGCUCUGCGGUGUCUCUGUCGGCGUUCUUCAACAACGGGGCGAUGCCGUGCGCCUGCCACGAGGUCGGAGCCGAGAGCGACACCUGCGAGCUGUUCGGCGGUCAGUGCCACUGUAGGCCUAACGUGAUUGGCCGAGACUGCUCGAUGUGUGCGACAGGAUACUGGGGAUUCCCCAACUGCAGACCCUGUAACUGCGGCACUCGGCUGUGUGAACCCGUGACCGGUUACUGUAUCUGCCCUCCGAGGACAGUCCGCCCUGAAUGCACCACGUGCGAGCCCCAGACGUUCGGCUGCCACCCGGUGGUCGGCUGCGAGGUCUGCAACUGCUCUCGGCCCGGCGUCAUCACCCCCGAUGUCAACUGCGAUACGACCAGUGGACAGUGCAG
Labrus bergylta (ballan wrasse) is the source of this 2144-nucleotide messenger RNA. The record is from RefSeq and is a predicted model, not a curated record. Lineage: Eukaryota; Metazoa; Chordata; Actinopteri; Labriformes; Labridae.